CUCGACGAAGCGCACGUGCGACUGCCCCGCCCCUAUGUAACUGCCUCCCCAAAACGCGAAAACAUUUUUGGCGCGCAUUUUGUCACCAUUCAAUUGCAUCAAUUAUUUUAGAAUUUUUUUUUCCAAGUGUGCGAGUAGAACGUUUUUUUAAGGUGUGCUUGUGUGUGAUUAUCGUAAUAAUUGCAAUCGUAGAUGUAACUGUACCAGUGUGUGUGACUAAUUGCAGGGCGCACUUGAAAUAUUCAUGGGACAAGUGCAGCGGCAAAGGGCUGAAUAAUUCAACAGAACUAGCAGUUCUUUUUGUUAUUGUUCGAUGUGCUUGGCCCAUCUUGUUAGUGUUUUUUGAGCGGGCCGUUAAAAAAAAAAACGAGGUGAAAGGAACAGAAAGCCGGCGAUCCGGCGAACAUGUAAAUCGAAGCUCAAAUGGCAGCGAGCAACAAGCCCCGGUACAGGUACAAAUCCCACGGCGUCGUCCUGGAGUGCCUCCUGCACCUCGUCUUGUUCACCAGAGUUGUGCGUUUGGAAGUUUUUGCCGAGGAGGUCACCACUGCAGCCAGUUUGUCGGAAGAAUGGGGCUCCGGCUGGCGGGGCACAAAUUUCCUAGUGGAGGUCGAACAAACCGCUCCCAUAUCACCGCCCUCCUCGUCCUCAGCGUCCUCGAAUGGCAGCGAGGAUUAUAUUGGGGAACUGGGGAGCCAGGAGGUGGACGAUGGAUUCACAACAGGUGCCACAACAGGGGCCUCCAAUACGACUACCGAAGAGACAGGACCCAAGAUCAUCGUUCGCACCGAAGAGGUCCUGAUUGUGGGCCUGGUCCUGGUCCUCUGGGUGGGCGCCAUCAUGCUCUUCUUUAACCGAUGGGGCAAGAUCCGGAUGCUGGAGCCAUAUCAGCCCAAGUUCCAGCAGCAGCACCGCAGCUCCUGUCCACUGGUCGACCUGGAUGCAGUCACUACUCACCAGCGCUCCUCCGUGUCGCGAAUGUCGAUGGGUAUGGUACACAAUCUCAAUAUGCCGACGUGUCAAUUUGCGGCCUAUAAUCCCAACAUGUAUGCCAAGGGCUACGCCUCGCAUGUGUCGGCGUCGCGUCCGCGCCAGAAUUCGGUGUUUGUGGGGGCCAGUACCAGUCACUACCUGAUGCCGCGGCCCCCGAGGAAGACCCGCUCGGCGAUGGACCUGCACUCGAUGGUUCUGGACGAGAGUGCCGAGCAGGUGUAGGAUUGCGUGGCGAAAUGGAAGCCCUUCGGCUGAGGAUCCAUGGGAGAGAGUGCUAAGUCAGUUCGUAAGUCAGUGGAGUGUGUGAAGUGCGAGUGUGUGGUCCGUUUUUCAAACUAAAUGUAUUUCAGAAACAUAUAUAUUUCUGAAUUUAUAAAGCAGUUCAAUUAAAUAAAGAGUCCGGUGUCUAAAAGUAUGCAAUACAAUAUUUUCUGUAUUUGGUGUGUUUGUAGAAUAGAAUGUUGUUGACAACUUAGCAUACUUUUGGACGACCGCGCUGACGUUUUUAAGACCAGAACGAUUUUCAAAACAUCAAGGCUUUAAGAAAUACAAGGAAUUUUGUUACCACAAUUUUCCAUGAUAAGUUUAAGGUUUAUUAACCUACUUUUAUUUUCAAAAACCGAAGAAAAAUUGAAUUAUGUAAAAGUAAAGAUAUGGUUUUCAUUUUAAUUUGAGCAGGGAUCGAUGGAGACGGAAUAGCACUGUCCAAUAAUUGCAACAAUAUCUGUACUUACCACUCACAACUAACUCUAUGACAUUUCCUUACUAUCUCUGUCGCACAUAUUUAUUUCUGUGCUGGCACAGAGUCAAUUUGAGUCAAUUUUUUAUUUAGGACCAGUUAACUGCUGUGAAGUGCACAGUUCACACACGAAGUUAUCAGCUAAACAUACCGAAAAUAUGUAGAAAUAUCUAUCUUAGAGUAUUCUUAGCCCUAUCCAGUGUUACUCAAUGUAGUCUAUGCCUAACCUCCUUUUUCCUUCUUCACAACAUUGGAUGACAGAGCUAAUUGUUAAACAAACAAAUGUAUACACUUAAAGUAAAUAAUUAUAUCCGCGAAACUGUUUAGUUCGUAAGCCCAAAGCUCAAAAAUCAAUCAGCAUACAACUUGAAACUUGACCAAACUUCCCGUAAUAAUAUGUUUUCCCAGCACCUCUGUAUUGCACUUUAAAAUGUAUCUUAACUUAAGUAAUUUCGACCAACCAACAAAAAAAAAACUGGAAAAGUAUGCAAAUGAUGGAGCGAAAAACGAGGAUAGGGGAUUAAAAACGAGGUGGAAAAUGAACAACUAACUAACGAAAGCUUUAAAUUCCUUGGGUCUCCUGGGGGACCUGUAAACCAAAAACCCAUCCAGUUCGAAGUAAACUAAACCAAAGCUGAGAAUUAUACUUUAGGCCUAAGAAAACUACAGAUUACAGAGUAAGUCACUAACAAAAAGUCUAGUGGGAAAUAUGUGGAUCAAUGUACACUAUACCUAUAACUACAACUUAAAAUAUAACCUCAACUUAACGAUAACUCACCCAGUCAGACACUUUUUCCUCACAACUCAGAAAACCAAAAAACAAAAAACGAAAUUGUUGAAUAUUAAUGAUUAAUUAACUUGUUUACAAUAUUUACAAGGGCCUGAGCAAAACCAAUUAUAUAUACACAUGUGUACUAUAUCAAAAACUAAACUAU
Molecule: messenger RNA, 2667 nt
Organism: Drosophila elegans
Lineage: Eukaryota; Metazoa; Arthropoda; Insecta; Diptera; Drosophilidae
Exons: 6
Coding region: 424-1215 (263 amino acids)
Source: RefSeq, a predicted model, not a curated record